Columba livia (rock pigeon) is the source of this 1557-nucleotide messenger RNA. It is a transcript of the gene GRPEL1, whose product is annotated as GrpE like 1, mitochondrial. Lineage: Eukaryota; Metazoa; Chordata; Aves; Columbiformes; Columbidae. Gene Ontology annotation, molecular function: protein homodimerization activity; protein-folding chaperone binding; adenyl-nucleotide exchange factor activity. The record is from RefSeq and is a predicted model, not a curated record. Gene Ontology annotation, cellular component: PAM complex, Tim23 associated import motor. Bases 170 to 838 code for a protein of 222 amino acids. The transcript is spliced from 4 exons. Gene Ontology annotation, biological process: protein folding; protein import into mitochondrial matrix.
CGCCCCGGAAGAGCUGCGGGCUCCGCCUCCUGCCUCGCCUGUUUGGCCUGAGGUGUGCAUCCGCCUUGUGGAUUGGUCGUCGGCCGCGUCACUCCUAGCAGCCCCGCUGACUGAUUGGCGGCGGUCCCGCGGAGCCCGGGCCGAGGCGGUCGGUGGGCAGGCAGGCGCUAUGGCGGCGGUAGCCCAGUGCGUGCGGGCCGCGCUGCGCCCGCGGUACCCGCUGCUGAGCUUCUCCCUGAGGACUUCUCCGCGACUGCUUUGUGUAGCAACACAACAGAAAAAUACUGGCCAGAACUUGGAAGAGGACCAGAGUCAGAGCCAAAAUGAGCAGAAGGUUGAACCCAGCUCUGCUGAAAAGAUGUUACAUGAAGAAAAGACUAAACUGGAAGAACAACUAAAAGAAGUUACUGAGAAGUACAAGCGUGCCUUGGCAGAUGCAGAAAACGUGAGGCAAAGAAGCCAGAAACUGGUAGAAGAGGCAAAGUUAUACGGGAUUCAAAGCUUCUGUAAGGACUUACUAGAAGUCGCAGACAUUUUGGAGAAAGCAACAGAAAGUGUUCCAAAAGAAGAAAUUAAGGAUGAAAAUCCUCACCUGAAGAGCUUAUACGAAGGUCUCGUUAUGACAGAAGUACAGAUUCAAAAAGUGUUCAAAAAACAUGGCCUGCUCAGACUGAAUCCUGUCGGAGCCAAGUUUGAUCCCUAUGAACACGAGGCGUUGUUCCACGCCCCUGUGGAAGGGCAGGAGCCGGGCACUAUUGCAUUAGUAUCCAAGAUCGGCUAUAAGCUGCACGGGCGUACGCUGCGGCCUGCCCUGGUGGGUGUUGUGAAGGAAGCUUAGCUGCUUAAUCCCAGAGUUGAAAAUGCCAUACAACUAUUAAACAGCUGGAUGGUUUUCCUCAUACACCGUGCUUUCCUCAUUCCUCUGCCCCCUGCCUGAGAGGUUUAAAUGAACUGGUUGAGGUCUCCCAGUGAAAAUGAUGCAGUUGGUGAAAUUCUCCUGCUUAGUGGCCUUCACCAUCACUGUUCUGUAAGUUCCCUUCCUAAGUGUGAAAUACAAAAGCUAUUACGCCCUCUCAUGCUCCAGCUUAGAUAACAGUUUUUACAACUAUUGCUACUGAAGGUGCGCAAAAUUGAAAGGAAUGAAAUGCUCACAAGAAUUUUGCAAUCCUCCGUUUAUCACUGUGUGUAGAUUGAAAAUCCAAAUAGUGGUUCAAACAUGUCCUUUUGUUUUUUAGAAUCUAACAUUGCAGAAGUGGGUGAAGUAAUAGAAAUAACCCAUUUUCUGCAAGUGUCCAUCAGCUUUUACACACUCGUGGUAAAUGCCCUCUGUCUCUUCAGAAACAGUCUCAACAACUGAAAUUAAAACCUUUGUGAAUUCUGACCUGUAAAUAAAAGGCAAUGGAGAGUAGAUAUAUUUUGUAAUUGUUCAACCCUUUGUGUUCUAUAGUAAUGUUGCUGCAAGAAAACCAUCUAAUACUUGUAUGGCAUUGAAGAACCAAUGGAAUUUAUCCUAUCUCUGGAUUUUUAAUUUAAUAUUGUAUAAAUUGGUUUAAACAA